Molecule: messenger RNA, 470 nt
Organism: Dentiscutata erythropus
Lineage: Eukaryota; Fungi; Glomeromycota; Glomeromycetes; Diversisporales; Gigasporaceae
Source: the annotation of a GenBank genome assembly
UUUUUUAUGAAGAAAUUAAAGUUACUGCUGAUAAUCAAGAUACGUUAUUGAAGCAACAAGAACAAGAAAUUGAUUCAUUGGUGAUAGAUUUAAUAUCUCAAGAUAUAGAUUUAAAUGUAAAAAGCCAGUUGAACAUAUAUUUGAACCUCAAUAGUUCAUAUAUUAUAACUGAAAAAAAACUUGAAAAUUCUGAAAUUAUUAAGAUAGUUUUGGAUAAAAAAAAUCAACUUGAAAAUGGAAACCCUAAUGAUUUAAAUAAAGAUGAACCAGAAAUUGCUAUGUUAAAGAGAUUAAUAAAAUUAAAAAAGAUCAUUAGCUUUUUUGAACAACAAACUGAUAUGGAUUUCAAAGCAGAAGAUCUUAAAAUUUUUCAAAAAUAUUUAACUUUAGUAAACCAAAAAUAUAUUGAAUCUAAAUACCAAAUAUUUAUUGAUGAUUUUUUUAUACUUUUAAACAAUAAUGUUACAUAG